ACGAAGACACACUCCCUCUACACACACGAACCCCUCUCUCAGAGACUCUUCUUCUCUCCUCUACCUAAGGAAGAAUAAGAUGUGGUGAGGGAGGAGCAAAGCGGACGGCAACUCAAACACUUCUUCCACCAGACGCGACACUGCGCUGUGAGUCGGAGCCAGAACUCUCCUACAUCGCCCCCAUUGGCGCCCACCGCUCGUCGAUCGGUUUUGAACGCCCACCGUCACCUGGAUCACAGAUCGAGCCCGGUGAUCCGCGGAGACGGCUGCAAAGUGCGUUCUUGAUGCGGCCCUAGCUUCGCUACCUCCCCUCCCCGCCGCUCGACGGCCUCGAUCGGGCGAUCGGGGCGUUUGAUGCCCUCGCAUUGCGGGAAUCCGUUGCCGGUCGGUUGAAUCUGCGUGGAUACUUGUCGGGACUGUCCUUUUAUGUUUAGGGCUUUGGUUCUGAUGUGGAUCCACAGGAGGUUGCUUUGAUCUGGGUUUGAGGAUUUUGGGUUGCGGGGGAGUGGAGUUGCCAGGGGAUGAUAAAGGAGCUGCUUUGCUUGGUCGAAUGAUGAAUUCAGACACUUCUCUUGACUGCGCCGUGUUCAAGCUCUCGCCUAGACGCUCACGGUGCGAAUUGUUUGUCUCGGGAAAUGGAAAAACUGAGAAGAUUGCUUCUGGUUUCUUGAAGCCGUUCAUCACGCAUUUGAAGGUUGCAGACGAGCAGGCUGCACGGGUAGACAAGUCGAUAAAGCUCGAGCUUGAAAAAUCUCACGAUGCUGGCUCAUGGUUCAACAAAGGAACUCUUGAAAGGUUUGUUCGGUUUGUGAGUACACCUGAGGUGCUGGAAUCAGCCAAUACCUAUUAUGCAGAGAUGUUGCAGUUAGAAGGGGCCAGGAGAAUAUAUGCACAGGGUGGAGGAGAUACACUUCCUGGUACAUCAGGUGAAGAUGGUACAAAUACUGUAGCAGCUGCAGAUAUAACAAAGUAAACUUCUCUUCUUAUU
This is a messenger RNA of Musa acuminata subsp. malaccensis (wild Malaysian banana), 988 nucleotides long. NCBI's taxonomy places the organism in Eukaryota, Viridiplantae, Streptophyta, Magnoliopsida, Zingiberales, Musaceae. The record is from RefSeq and is a predicted model, not a curated record.